This is a messenger RNA of Zerene cesonia (dogface butterfly), 2382 nucleotides long. It is a transcript of the gene alien, whose product is annotated as COP9 signalosome complex subunit 2. Gene Ontology annotation, cellular component: COP9 signalosome. Gene Ontology annotation, molecular function: protein binding. NCBI's taxonomy places the organism in Eukaryota, Metazoa, Arthropoda, Insecta, Lepidoptera, Pieridae. Bases 154 to 1488 code for a protein of 444 amino acids. The transcript has 8 exons. The record is from RefSeq and is a predicted model, not a curated record. Gene Ontology annotation, biological process: protein deneddylation.
UUUGGCAUUUUCGCUACAUUGAACAAUUGUCGCGUUUUCGAAAUGAAGACAAUGCAAUAGCAAUAAAAACAAUUUUAUACCUGCGAACGUUUAAUUAGAGCAAGCUUAAUAAAUUUCAUUUUAAAAGUACUUUCCAACCAGUUUAACGAUAUAAUGUCUGAUAACGAUGAUGAUUAUAUGUGCGAAGAAGAAGAAGAUUAUGGCCUGGAGUAUUCCGAAGACAGUAAUUCAGAACCAGAUGUGGACCUUGAAAACCAGUACUAUAACAGUAAAGCAUUAAAGGAAGAUGAGCCAGCUGCUGCUCUGCUCAGUUUUCAAAAAGUUCUCGAGCUUGAAGGUGGUGAUAAGGGAGAAUGGGGAUUUAAAGCUCUCAAACAAAUGAUAAAGAUCAACUUUAAACUGGGCAACUUCACAGAAAUGAUGACGAGGUACAAACAACUGUUAACAUACAUAAAGAGUGCGGUCACAAGGAACCACUCUGAGAAGUCCAUUAACUCUAUUCUGGAUUACAUAUCAACAUCUAGAAACAUGGAACUCCUUCAAGACUUCUAUGAAACUACUUUAGAAGCUCUGAAAGAUGCAAAGAAUGAUAGACUGUGGUUCAAAACCAACACUAAACUAGGGAAGCUCUACUAUGACAGAGGAGAUUUUAAUAAAUUAGCAAAGAUAUUGAAGCAGUUACAUCAGAGCUGUCAGACAGAUGAUGGCGAAGAUGACCUUAAGAAAGGCACACAAUUGCUAGAAAUUUAUGCUCUGGAAAUUCAAAUGUACACUGCACAAAAGAAUAAUAAGAAAUUAAAAGCCUUGUAUGAACAAUCCCUUCAUAUUAAAUCUGCAAUACCCCAUCCACUUAUUAUGGGUGUUAUUAGAGAAUGCGGUGGCAAAAUGCACUUGCGUGAGGGAGAGUUUGAGAAGGCGCACACAGACUUCUUUGAAGCUUUUAAGAAUUAUGAUGAGUCUGGCAGUCCACGCAGAACCACCUGCUUGAAAUAUCUAGUAUUGGCAAAUAUGCUAAUGAAAUCUGGAAUAAACCCAUUUGACUCCCAAGAAGCGAAGCCAUACAAAAACGAUCCAGAAAUUCUAGCAAUGACUAACUUAGUUAUGGCAUACCAAAAUAAUGAUAUUAAUGAAUUUGAAUCAAUUCUCAAGCACAAUAGGAACAAUAUUAUGGACGACCCAUUUAUUAGAGAACACAUUGAAGAUUUGUUAAGAAAUAUUAGGACGCAAGUUCUCAUCAAACUUAUUGGUCCUUACACUAGAAUCCAUAUUCCAUUCAUAUCGAAGGAAUUGAACAUUGAUGAGAAGGAAGUGGAGAAUCUGCUUGUUACUUGUAUACUCGACAACACGAUAUCCGGGCGCAUCGACCAAGUGAACGCGGUGCUGGAGCUGGCGGGCGGCGCGCGCGGCGCGGCGCGCUACUCCGCGCUCGACAAGUGGACCGCGCAGCUCGCCGGCCUGCACCUCGCGCUCGCCAACAAGAUGGCCUGACCGCAUCGCCGCUGACCGCCCGCACCCCCGCCACCCCCUCCACCCCCGCCACCCCCGCCACCCACGUUAGGGGACCGGUGGAAAUGACAGCCAGAUCCGAGGUCAAAUAAAUAACAUUUUCGUGUCACAAUGUCCUUUCCCGUGCCACGUCGAAACGGCUGGACAGAUUCUCAUAAAAUUUUGUGUGUAUUUUGGGUAGGUCUGAGAAUCGGCCUGUUUUUCAAACCUCUAAAUGAUAAGUGUAAGGCAGAACAGUUUGCCGGGUCGGCUGGUGUAAGUAUAAAAAUUAUGAACACUUUCAUUUUGUCGAAAAUGUUAAAAUAAAUAAAAUAUGUGUAGUCAUUAUUAAUAUAAUUUUUAUACUUACAAAUAAAUGUUUUAACUUCUGAUCUGACUUUGUUAUAUCUUUCCUAUAAUUGUCUAUGUGUAUAGUUGGGGAGAGGGGGGAGGGCGUAGGUGCUAGGGCAUGUGAGUUGUGGUUUUGGUGGGAAUGAUUGAAAAUUAAACCCGGGAGAUGAAGUGAAUCAGUAAUAUAUAAAAUGAUGUCAUUAAUUUCACAUCACUAUUCCAUAAUUUAUUUAAAGCCAAAUUACUUUACAAGUAUUCACCAUUGGUAUCUUAUAUUUCGUAUCGUUAAAUGAUUUUCUCGCUCCCACCCCCACGAAUGUCGAAUGAAUUACAAAUGAAUAUAUUGACUCAAUGAAGUAAUGAAAAUGUCUCCAGCUUCCUUGCUUCCAUAAAAUCAAUAAUUGUACAGCUCAAUGUAAAAAUCGGUUAAUACUAAAUUGUUAUUGUUCAGUUCUUAAUGAUAUGAAAAACAAUUUCAUACGCGUGUUUAACGUACAUCGGUCAUUAAGGAUACUGUUCUUUAAUAAAGUCUUUCGAGAUUAUAAA